AUCCUCCAGACGCUGCUCUUGUCGCCGGUAUCGCCAAUUCCACGGGCUUGGACUGAUCUCGUCCGGCUUCGAUCUGCCCGCUGUGCUGCACCAUCCUCAAUUGCCCUCGCUCCCCGACUCUCCUCUUCUACCUCCACAAUGCCGCCUCGCGUACGCCUCUCCAGCGGCCGCAUCUCCCAGCCGGUCCGCCGACAGAGGCUCUAUCAGCAUGAGCUCCCGAUUGCUGCCAGAUAUGCCAGCACCGCAGCCACAGCGACGACCCCGGCCGCAUCAAUCGAACAAAUGACACACUCCCCCGUCCCCAUCGCCCAAUUCCCUCCCUCGCAGCCUCCUUCGCACCGAAACCCCGAAUACCGCCGGUCCCAGCUCCUCCGACAAUACACCUCUAUCAUCCGCACCUCGCCUCUCAUGGUCUUCCUGCAGCACGACAACCUCCAAUCAAUCGAAUGGUCCGCCAUCCGCCGAGAGCUGAGCAAGGCCAUGCAGAAAGUGGACGAGCAGAUUGCCUCGGAGGGCCGGACCGCCCCAGCCUUGGCUCCGCACAUCAAGAUCCAGACCGUCCAGACGCGCAUCUUCGAGGUCGCCCUCCGCAUUGUGGAAUACUUCCGACCCAACCAGGCCGCGCUAGAAAACAGCAAGGUCCCCAGAGCAGUCGACCCCGUCACGCAAACAUCUGCCGAAAUCUCCCUCGUCGGAUCGCGCGACGACCCGUCUCUCUCCCACGACCUUUCCCGCGCUGUCCAUAACGCCAUCCGGAACACGAAGGGCAGACAUGAGCUUACGCAACUCCUUAUCGGACCCGUGGCCGUGCUCACCAUCCCUCACGUCUCCCCCGAACACCUGAAGGCCGCGUUGCAGGUUCUGGCUCCCAAGUCCGUUGGGCUUCCUACGCCCACGCGAAAGGCCAACCCGGGCUGGCAUGAGCUGCCCACUCAGAACGGUUUGAACAAGCUGUCUCUGAUUGCUGCUCGUAUGGACGGCCAGGUCUUCGACGUCGAGCAGGCCAAGUGGGUCACCAGUAUCGAGGGCGGUAUGGAUGGCUUGCGGUCACAGCUUGUCAUGGCCCUGCAGAGCAUGGGAUCCAGCAUUACGAGUACUCUGGAGGGUGCUGGCAAGAGCCUUUACUUUACAAUUGAGAGCAGAAAGCAGGAUAUGGAGGAGAAGGAGAACCCUAAGCCCGAGGGUGAGGACAAGGGUGAGUCUGCUUGAACAGUAUAACCUGUUUCGUCUCCCGGGCUUUCCAUGUAUAAUAAAAUGCCGUGUAUUUCCCCCAUUUUUUCCUUUUACCCUUCAAGACCAUGAUUGUUUUAGCACAUGAAGUUUCAUUAGAACCGGAGUCAUAGUUCUAGGUACAAUUAUAUACUCCUUUCGUCUGUUCUG
This is a messenger RNA of Aspergillus sclerotioniger CBS 115572, 1380 nucleotides long. RefSeq names its product mitochondrial 54S ribosomal protein uL10m. NCBI's taxonomy places the organism in Eukaryota, Fungi, Ascomycota, Eurotiomycetes, Eurotiales, Aspergillaceae. Gene Ontology annotation, biological process: translation. The transcript has a single exon. Gene Ontology annotation, molecular function: structural constituent of ribosome. Gene Ontology annotation, cellular component: mitochondrial large ribosomal subunit. The record is from RefSeq and is a predicted model, not a curated record. The coding region runs from base 139 to 1209 and encodes 356 amino acids.